This is a messenger RNA of Oryza brachyantha (malo sina), 955 nucleotides long. Its product is annotated as germin-like protein 8-5. Gene Ontology annotation, molecular function: manganese ion binding. The transcript is spliced from 2 exons. Gene Ontology annotation, cellular component: cell wall. The record is from RefSeq and is a predicted model, not a curated record. Lineage: Eukaryota; Viridiplantae; Streptophyta; Magnoliopsida; Poales; Poaceae. Bases 78 to 755 code for a protein of 225 amino acids.
CAAAGAUAAACACAACCAAUUAGCUAGCCAAAGCCAAAUAAUUCAGCAGAGAAAAGAGAGCAGAAAUCCAAAGCCAAAUGGCUUCGUCAUCUUCCUUCUGUCUCCUUGCUGCUCUUCUUGCCUUGCUCUCAUGGCAAGCCAUCGCCUCCGAUCCUAGCCCUCUACAGGACUUUUGUGUUGCCGACAUGCACUCUCCUGUACGUGUCAAUGGAUUUGCUUGCCUUAACCCAAUGGAUGUAAACGCGGAUCACUUCUUCAAGGCAGCCAUGCUCGACACUCCUAGAAAGACAAACAAAGUUGGAUCCAACGUCACCCUGAUCAACGUCAUGCAAAUCCCUGGUCUCAACACGCUCGGCGUCUCAAUUGCACGCAUUGACUACGCACCUUUGGGACAGAACCCACCGCAUACACACCCCCGUGCCACUGAGAUUCUCACGGUGCUUGAGGGAACACUUUAUGUUGGCUUCGUCACGUCUAACCCAAACAACACAUUGUUCACUAAGGAACUUAACAAGGGUGACGUGUUUGUCUUCCCUGAGGGGCUUAUCCACUUCCAAUUCAACCCUAACCCCCACCAGCCCGCGGUUGCAAUUGCUGCACUUAGCAGCCAAAAUCCAGGUGCCAUCACGAUUGCAAAUGCAGUGUUUGGAUCAAAGCCACCAAUCUCAGAUAAAGUUUUGGCAAAGGCAUUCCAGGUUGAGAAGGGCACCAUAGAUUGGCUCCAGGCUCAGUUCUGGGAGAACAACCACUAUUAAUGAUGCUACUAUGAAAGUUGUCUCCUUACGGAUUUAAUAUUAUAGUUUUACAUAUAAAAUGAAUAAGUGGUAUGCAUGUUUUCUGCUUCUUAUGCAUGUUGUAAGCUCUGAGUUUUUCUUUUUUAUCUUAUGUACUACAUGGAUGGUUUUUGUUAUGAAUAAAGGGAAUACACUAUGGUUCUCGUUAGAAAAAUGGAAUA